Messenger RNA from Colossoma macropomum (tambaqui), 1934 nucleotides. RefSeq names its product myocilin-like. Gene Ontology annotation, biological process: signal transduction; osteoblast differentiation. Gene Ontology annotation, cellular component: Golgi apparatus. Lineage: Eukaryota; Metazoa; Chordata; Actinopteri; Characiformes; Serrasalmidae. The coding region runs from base 160 to 1497 and encodes 445 amino acids. The record is from RefSeq and is a predicted model, not a curated record. The transcript is spliced from 3 exons.
GCCUCACCGAGCUCAGAAAACACAGGCAGAGAAGCAGGUAUCUCUUUGGACGAUACAAAAAGCUCACAGUAGAGCAGACAGUAAUCUACAAGGUCCUGCUAGAAGAACCUAACCUGAAGAGCCUGUGUGGAGCUGCUAGUCCUACUUUUGUUCUCGAACAUGUGGGUCCACUUGGCUGUGUUUGUGUGCUGGCUGGUGCUGGGUGGUCAGGGGCAGGACAGAGCCUCAUUCCGCAGGUCUGGUGACCGUAACGGCCGCUGCCAGUACACUUUCACCGUGGACAGUCCGGUCGAGUCCAGCUGUCGAAGCUCAAUCGGCGGCCCAGAGGCUGAAAACCUCAGUGCUCGCCUCACGCUGCUGGAGGCCGUGGUCAGCAGAGUCCUGGGGGCUGAGGGGCUCACAGAGGCGGCCAGAGAAGCCGCGGACGUCCAGGAGACCAGGCGGCUCGUUCAGGAUAAAGAGCAGCUGGACAGGCAGGUGCAGGAGCUCCGCAGACGGGUGGAGGAGCUGACCAUGGAGACAGAGAAGCUCAGGGAGAAGCCCUGUCCACUGGUACAGGCUGACCCUACUGACGGCUUUGGAGUUAUGAAGGGCAGUGGGCCCGUCACUAAUGGUGAAUUCCAGGAGCUGAAGGCUGAGCUGUCUGAGCUUCCAGCGCCUGCUAAAGUUCGAGAGAACGUCCAGAACAACACAGGUUUGGAGAAAUCAGGUUGCGGGGAACUCGUUUCUGUAGGAGAACCUGAGACCCAUCAAAAGGCAGAAAGCAUCACUGGAAAAUACGGGAUGUGGUUCCAGGACCCCGUGGCUACAGGACGUCCUUACGGCCCGAAUACGGUGUGGCGCAUCAAUGCUGUGGGCAAAGACGUGAAAGAGCUGUACGCCUACGAGAACCUGGAACAGCUAGCCCGAGGCUUCCCCAUGAAGGUGGUGGUCCUGCCAGAGCCAGUGGAGAGCACAGGGGCCACCGUGUACCGGGGCUACUUGUACUACCAGCAAAGACGAAGCCCCACCCUGCUGCGUUUUGACCUGGCCUCUGAGAAGAUUGUGGCCCGAAAGGACCUGCCCCAGGCCGGCUUCCAUGGCAAGUACCCCUACUCUUGGGGCGGCUACACUGACAUCGACCUGGCUGUGGACGAGCAGGGCCUGUGGGCAAUCUACAGCACGGACAAGGCCGGGGGAGCCAUAGUGCUGUCCCAACUAGAUCCUGAGAGUCUGGAGGUGAUCAGGAGCUGGAAGACCAAUGUAAGGAAGAACAAGGUGGCCAACGCCUUCAUGAUCUGUGGAAGGCUGUACACAGUAGCCAGCUACAGCACCAACACCACCACGGUCAACUACACCUUCGAUACAGCCAGUGGGAAGAGCAAGAUGCUGGAUGUGCCCUUCCACAAUCGCUACCGUUACAACAGCAUGAUUGACUACAACUACGCCAAGAAAAAACUGUUCGCCUGGGACAACUUCCACAUGGUCACCUACGAAGUCAAACUUGGGGGCUUCUAAGAGAGGAUCCAGAAUGAUGCAGAUCUUGUAUGCCAGUGGUUCCCAAUACCGGUCCUGGAAGACCCUUGCCCUGCAGAUUUCUGGUCAAGGUCGGAAAAUUGUCAUCAUAACCACCAAUUAUUUGCAUUUAGGUGGUCCUUGGUAACUGGCAAACUUGUUACAUGAACAACACAUAUAAGCACUGGGAUGGACCAAUGACAUCACUCACUACAAAAAAAUGACAACUUAUGUAUUGUUAUUUGCUAGCUGCUUUUGUUGGAACCUGCCUAUUUACUACAGAUAGGCAUGAUGGAACAGUCUUGGCCAAAUUGUAAACAUGCUACAGUGGUCUCUAAAGUGGGAUUUUCUGGUUUAAAGACUAGAAAUACCUCCUUCUGGUGAUGUAUCAUGAAGGUAGUAGGAAAAACCACCUACCGGGGGCAGGUUAAUUUUUCUUU